This is a messenger RNA of Coccinella septempunctata (seven-spotted ladybird), 4857 nucleotides long. RefSeq names its product collagen alpha-1(I) chain-like. The record is from RefSeq and is a predicted model, not a curated record. Gene Ontology annotation, molecular function: extracellular matrix structural constituent. The transcript is spliced from 21 exons. Lineage: Eukaryota; Metazoa; Arthropoda; Insecta; Coleoptera; Coccinellidae. The coding region runs from base 154 to 4734 and encodes 1526 amino acids.
GGGAAGACUAUUUCAACCCAAUCAAAACCAAAUAUUCCUUAAUCCAGAAGCUAUGGUUUCUUGUGUGCCAGUUCUGGAGAUGAUGGAAGAUUAGAUGUGUUAAUUUAUAUAGCGUUUGGCAAGGGGUUCUAUCCCUUAAAACGCUUGCUAAAUAUGCCAUUGUUCAGAUGUGGAUUCGUAUUGCUCCUGAUACUCGUCACAAUAUCUGGUACAGUUGACGCCAGAGUGAAAAGAAGGUUGUUGAAAAGAGACUUGGAGGAAGCAGAUAAGGUCCAAGCAGACGAUGCGAAGUCUAGUGAUCAAACAUUACAGGAUCAACAGCCCACCGCAGACUAUGAAGAAUACGGUCCAGAGUAUGAAGAAUACUACGAAGAAGACGACAAGAGAAAAUCUACUACUUCAAGGCCACAAAAUAGAACUGAUGCAACGACAACUCGAAAAGAUGAAGAACGAGUGCCUCAGACAACUCCAUUUACCCAACCAGAGAAUGAAAGGCCCACACCAUCAUCCGCACCUCGUCCUACCACAUCGAGAGUUCCUUUCAGUUGCCACCAAGAAGGAGUACAGCAUCUAGAUGGAGAAGAUUGGAGAGUUGGAAAUUGCACACAGUGCAGCUGUAUCAAAGGGACCAUUCAGUGCGAAACGGACAACGAUUGUCUUCUAGGACCAAGACCGACAAGAGAAUCAAGACCAGAAGAACCUCCAGCUCCCAGGGGAGAUCCAGGCCAGCCAGGUUCUCCGGGCACUCCAGGUAUUCCGGGUCCCCCAGGACCACCAGGACCCGCACCUGACCUCAGCUCGUAUUAUCAAGAACUUGUAGCUUCGCAAUCUAGUCACGAUAAAGGUCCAGCAUUCCCUGAACCUUUUCAAUUCAUGCAAGCUCAAGUUGGCCCUGUUGGACCCAGAGGUCCGCAGGGACCUGCAGGUCUUCAAGGCUCCCAAGGAUUCCAAGGUCUCAGAGGCGAGACAGGUGAGCCUGGUUUACCAGGUCCAAUGGGACCAAUUGGACCUCGAGGAUUACCUGGACCUCCAGGAAAAGACGGCGAACCUGGUGAUGACGGCGAGGCUGGGCAGCCAGGAGCGGCUGGUCCACCAGGACCUAGGGGUCUUCCAGGAAUGCCUGGGUUGCCAGGGCCGAAAGGACAUAGGGGUUACAACGGACUUGACGGAGCUAAGGGAGAGCAGGGUCCACCAGGAGCUAAGGGCUCUCAAGGAAUUCAAGGACCUGUUGGUUUGACAGGCCCAAUGGGGCCUUCAGGCCCCAGAGGUGAAAGAGGAAGGGAAGGACCUCCUGGACCACCAGGAAUAAGAGGAUUUGAUGGAAUUGCUGGUCCACCUGGUCCACCGGGGGCGAUUGGCAAGCCUGGAUCACCUGGUUUUCCAGGAAAUCCAGGAGCUAAGGGCGAUAUAGGAAGCAUCGGUCCAAAGGGCAGUCAAGGUCUUCAAGGGCCAAGAGGGGAAUCUGGUAGACCUGGCCAACCUGGUGAAUCUGGACCACCUGGUAUUCCAGGAAAAGACGGAUCGAAUGGAGAAAAAGGAAGUAUUGGAUCACCCGGAAUUUCCGGACCUCCAGGAUUCCCCGGACCAAGAGGACCUCCAGGUCUUUCAGGAAGUCCUGGCCAACCCGGAGCGAAAGGAAUUCCAGGUUCACCAGGUGAACGAGGUUAUAAGGGAGAUAUUGGCGUGAAAGGUGAAAGCGGUAGUCCAGGACCUAGGGGUCUUCCUGGUCUUCCCGGUCAGGAAGGAAAACGAGGUAAAAGGGGCAUGAGAGGACCUACUGGACCUGCCGGUCCCGUUGGAGAAAGAGGACCAAUGGGAAUUAGAGGAUUACCAGGUCCCGAUGGAGCAAUUGGACCUAAAGGUCAAACUGGUGAUAGGGGCAGCACAGGUCAGCCAGGAUCUAAGGGUAACCAAGGAGAACCUGGAAGACCUGGCUCUCCGGGUAUACCAGGUAUGAGGGGAUUGACUGGAAGGGCUGGACCGCAAGGACGACCGGGUAUUCCUGGAGACAGGGGACUCCCCGGAGCAGAUGGUAAACCAGGUGAUUCUGGACCACAGGGUCUUCAAGGUUUGCCAGGACCACUUGGACCUCCUGGAGACAAAGGUUUGACGGGUGCCCCUGGAAAAGAUGGCGAACAAGGACCACCUGGUCAACCUGGAGCUAGAGGCAUGCCUGGGCAAGAUGGUAAAACAGGCCCACAAGGACUUCCUGGACCGCCAGGAGCAGAUGGAGAAAGAGGCCCACCAGGAUCUGUUGGUCCACGAGGAUUCCAAGGACUUCCGGGUAGUCCAGGAAACCCUGGUACUCCUGGAAAAGAUGGCGAACAAGGUAUACAAGGCCUUCCCGGCGCAAUGGGAGCGCCAGGACCACGAGGCGAAAGGGGAUUCCCCGGAGAAAGAGGUCCUAAUGGUUUACCCGGAUUGGACGGACCUAAGGGAGCUACAGGUGCCCAAGGUGUUGAAGGACCACCAGGGGCUCAAGGUCCUAGUGGAGCUAAAGGACAUCCUGGACUACCAGGAAUGGUUGGUCUUCCUGGACUCAGAGGUCCACCUGGAGUCCAAGGAGAAAAAGGUGAAAGAGGAUCCAUCGGACCAAUUGGUCCUGAAGGACCUUCAGGAAGACAAGGCGACCGUGGAUUACCUGGUCCAGUCGGACCUCAUGGCCCACCAGGAGAACCAGGUGAAAGAGGAGAGCCAGGUCAUCCGGGUGUAGCAGGAGAACCAGGCGCUAUAGGAGAACGGGGACCAGUUGGUCCUCAAGGACAACCUGGUGUUCAAGGUUUCCCUGGACCACAAGGACUGAUUGGUUUACCUGGACUGAAAGGGGAUAGGGGUCUGCCAGGAUUGAAAGGAGAACAAGGUAAUCCAGGACCAUCUGGUCUACCAGGUGAGCAAGGCCCAAAGGGACCUAUUGGGUUGACUGGCGCCAAAGGAGCACGUGGUGAGGCAGGUCCAAGGGGAGAUGUAGGUCUGAUGGGACCACCUGGAAGAGCGGGAGAACCAGGAACGCCAGGAAAUCCAGGAAAUCAAGGAGCUAUGGGUCCUCAGGGUCUUCCUGGAAUCAAGGGAGCUACUGGAGAUGCGGGCAGCCCAGGACUUCAAGGCCCCCAGGGGCUUCCAGGACCUGUUGGUCCCGAAGGCCCGAAGGGAGAGACCGGCGCAGAAGGUUCACCAGGUCCCGUAGGGCCACCUGGCCCUCAAGGCACACCAGGGGAAAGAGGUUCCAUCGGUUUGCCUGGUCCCCAAGGAUCUCAAGGUCCUCAAGGACAUCGAGGUUCUCAAGGCGAAGCAGGUCCUCCGGGUAAACCAGGAAAUGAAGGACCCAUGGGACCUCCCGGUGUUUCCGGACCACAAGGACUUCCUGGUCCAGCUGGUGACCAGGGUCCUGAAGGAAGCCCAGGAAAAAUUGGACCCCCAGGAUUGGCAGGACGACCAGGCGACAAAGGACCAAUAGGGCCACCUGGACAGCCAGGAUCUUCUGGACCACCAGGACUACCGGGACCACCAGGACCUUUGGGUCCAAGGGGUCCAACAGGGGAACGAGGUCCUAGAGGCGAAACUGGCCCUCAAGGUAUAGAGGGAGCAAGAGGUGAAAGAGGAAAACCAGGUGCUCCAGGACCGAUUGGCGAGAAAGGAGAACGGGGAUAUCUAGGACCAGAGGGUCCGAAGGGCCACAGAGGGCUCACAGGUUUGCAGGGUCUACCAGGUUCUCCUGGACUCCCUGGCGAGAAAGGUAUGACAGGAAAUCCAGGUUUACCUGGUAAAGAUGGAGAACCCGGCACUAGAGGACCUCCUGGAAGGGAUGGCAACCCAGGACCACAGGGCAUACAAGGGCCUCCGGGACCAAGAGGAAAUAACGGCAAUGAUGGAAAGUCUGGACCUUCUGGACCACCAGGACCCCCUGGUCCUCCAGGACCACCAGGAGAUGGCCUGGGCUACGAUGCCAACAACCUAGCGGCUCUGCUGGCAAUGGGACAGAUGAACAAUCAGAAGGGUCCUGAUUCGAUGAGCGACGAACCUAUAAGAGUAUUCGGAAAGGAGAUGAGCGAAGAAGAUAGAAGGGAACUGGUGUUGAUGGCUUAUGAACAGCUUAAGACAUCUUUCGACAAAAUUCGGAGGCCCGAUGGCCAAAAGAAAAAUCCUGGUAAAACAUGUAGAGAUAUAUGGGCAGCUUAUCCAGACUCUCCAAGCGGUCAAUAUUGGAUCGAUCCAAACGACGGUGAUCCAAAGGACGCCAUCUUGGUUCACUGCGACAUGGAAAGAAAGGCUUCUUGCAUUUUGCCUUCUCCAGCUGAAUCCGAAGUGCUCAAUUAUGAAGGACACGAUACGGAGGUUUGGCUUGGUGAACUCGAGAAAGGAAUAAAGAUAACAUACAAGGCUCAUAGCAACCAAAUAGGUUAUCUACAAUUGCUCACGACGCAUGCUCAACAGAACAUCACGUUCCACUGCAAAAAUACGGUGGCCUAUUUCGAUCAGCAUAGACGUACUUUCAGACGGGGCCUCAAACUGAUGGCGUGGAAUGAUGCUGAACUUUUGCCGAAAGGAAAUAACAGAUUGAGAUACGAAGCUCUUGUUGAUGAUUGCAAAUUCCGUAAAAACAGUUGGGAGAAAACUGUGCUGCAGUACACAUCUGACAAAACCAACAGGUUACCACUUCUUGAUGUUGGGAUGAGAGAUCUUGGCAAGCCAGAUCAGUCGUUCAAAGUUGAGAUAGGAGCUGCUUGUUUCUACUGAUCGAAGCAAUAUUUAAUUUAAUGAAUAUAUUGUACUUAGUUCCUAGAGUGUAAUACUGAAAAAAGGUGCCAUAAUAAUUAAUGAGAUUGUAUAUUAUUUGUACAAAAUAAAGGAUAAGAUGAA